Messenger RNA from Colletotrichum spaethianum, 393 nucleotides. RefSeq lists its product as uncharacterized. The record is from RefSeq and is a predicted model, not a curated record. Gene Ontology annotation, biological process: purine nucleobase metabolic process. Lineage: Eukaryota; Fungi; Ascomycota; Sordariomycetes; Glomerellales; Glomerellaceae. Bases 1 to 393 code for a protein of 130 amino acids. The transcript has a single exon.
AUGGCGACCCCGACAAAGGACCGCAUCACCUGCCACGUCCUCGACACCUCGGCGGGCCGCCCCGCAAAGGGCGUCCGCGUGCAGCUCUCGACGGCGACGCCCCCGUCGCCCUCGGCGCCCGGCGCCGCCGGCACCCUCCGCGAGUUCGAGUCCAUGACGGACGACGACGGCCGCGUCAAGGCCUGGCUGCCCUACUCGUCGGCCACCGCGUCCGGCGAGGUGCCCGUCUACACCCUCGAGGACGUCCUCGGCGGCAUCCAGGGCCCUCGCGCUGGACCCUGCGCUUCGACACGGCCGCCUACUUCGGCGGCGACGACAAGACCUUCUUCCCCGAGGCCGUCGUCGUCUUCACCGUCCAGGAGGGCCAGCACUACCACGUCCCGCUGCUGCUGA